This is a messenger RNA of Colletotrichum lupini, 834 nucleotides long. RefSeq lists its product as uncharacterized. The record is from RefSeq and is a predicted model, not a curated record. Lineage: Eukaryota; Fungi; Ascomycota; Sordariomycetes; Glomerellales; Glomerellaceae. The coding region runs from base 1 to 834 and encodes 277 amino acids. The transcript is spliced from 6 exons.
AUGUUGGCGAGCGCUCGAGACUUUAAAUAUCUUCGCCAGCCUCCUUUGGAGCCCCUCGACAACCUCGACCCCCAAUACCCUGACAACGCAAGUCCUCAUCCUCCUUCCUGGACCGGACGCAAGAGGGAAAAUCUCUCACCAUCACGUACAUCCGUACAUCUUCGAACUCCACCCGAGCUACAUCGAGAGGUUCGGACUGACACAUCAAAAUUCUCCUUCCGCGUUGAGAAGACCUCGCAGCCAUCUCAAGAAAGAAACCAUGUCCUUGUCAGGACUGCGGGUGAACUUGACCGCUGGCUCUCAAACAGGAAAGUUGUCGGGGCCGACGUGCGCGCAUACAUCCCUCCAUCCAUCCAUCUAUCUCAUCACAUCCAAACAUCGAUAACAUCCUCUUCAAGGUGUAUCAACCAAGGUGGCAGAUUGCAAGUUAACGCGUUAAUCUUUACAAACAAGUCCAAGUCCACAAAUGACAUCGGUCUAACGCCCACGGCCCGGCCUGGGGAGUGGGCCCUCGACUGCCGGAACAUCUGGCCGCCGGAAUACGAGACCGCAAACGAAAGCAACGCAGCCAACGAGUUUUGGGGCCUGAUUGCCUUCUGCGGCGCAGCGGGGAGCUCGGGAUCGACUCGGAGGAUCGACGAGGCUUCAAGGAUCAUGUCCUUGGAAAACGAAACCACAAGAAACGGCUCCAGACUUUCUCCAGCUGAGGCCUUGUCCAGUCUUUGCGCAAAAGGCUCUGGUGACGGGCUAGGCUUCAUCGGUGAGUGGAGGGAGGAUCCAGCCCCCAGAAAGUCCAGAUCGAGAUGGCUCCAGGAUGGCUACGACGCAAUCUAA